CUGCGGGGGUAUCCAACGUAAUCUGUGUCCGGUUCUUGCAGUCAGCCAUGUUUUGUGUAUGGAGAUUGAAGUGAAGUGGUGAAAAAUUUACAGAGAUAUUUUAAUUGUGUGUAGCGUAGCAGAAAUCUGUUUACUGAUGGGAAUAAUAUCAAUUUUAUCUAUCCACUAGUGCUAGUGAGAUUUCAAUGUGUUUUGUGAAAAUUGUGUGAUUUCAACGUAAAAAUGAAUUGGGGAACCGAGCUUUGGGAUCAAUAUGAUAACUUAGCCGCCCAUACACAUAAAGGGAUAGAGUUCCUAGACAAAUACGGUAAUUUCGUCAAAGAGAGAUGCGCUAUUGAACUAGAAUAUGCAGGGAAAUUAAGGAGGCUUGUGAAAAACUACCAACCUAAAAGGAAAGAAGAAGAUGAAUAUCAAUACACACCAUGUAAAGCGUUCAAAAAGUUGUUACAAGAGCUGGGCGACUUCGCUGGGCAACGCGAAGUUGUUGCUGAGAACUUACAGUCCAAUGUCGUUCGAGAGUUGCACUUACUCGCAAAAGAGUUGCGAGAGGAGAGGAAGCAACACUUGAACGAGGGUGCGAAACAAAUGGCGGUGUUGAGCACAGCGGCGGGUGCAUUGGAGCGUGCGAGGCGGGCGUACGAGCGAGCGGCGAGAGAGUCGGAGCGGGCACUUGAGGCCUUCCAACGGGCAGACGCGGACUUUAAUCUCAGUCGAGCCGAGGUUGAGAAACAAAAGACUAAUAUGAAAUUAAGAAGUCAAGCGUGCGAAGAUGCGAAACAGGAAUACAUGGAUCAACUAAAAAAGACUAACGAGGCACAGAGACAACACUAUGAACAGAGGCUGCCUCAUGUCUUCAAACAAUUACAGGACCUAGACGAGAAAAGAAUAAAGCAAAUCAAGAAUUUCAUGUUGAGUUCUGUUGAUGUUGAAAGGAAGGUAUUUCCCAUAAUAAUGCAAUGUUUAGAAGAAAUGGAACACGCUGCAAACAGUAUUAAUGAGAAAGAGGACACACAGCUAGUAAUAGAAAGGUACAAAUCUGGCUUCCUACCGCCCGAAGACUACCGUUUCGAAGCGGCAAGUGGUGCUGAUGCAACGGACUCUGCGCCGGCGCAUCCCACGCACAAUCACCUCACGGCUGCGCGGGGCACUGUAUCUGGCAACCGGAUUAAGAAACGAGGAGGCCUACUCUCUAUAUUCAGCUCCAAUAAGAAGAUUAUUGAGGCGUGCAAUUCGAUCAAGAUGGGAUUUAUAAAUAAUAUGUCUAUGGAUGGAAAGGAGGAUUAUUCAGACUUACCACCGAAUCAGAAGAAAAAGAAGCUGCAAGCAAAAGUACUUGAGUUAAAUAAACAGGUCGCGCAAGAGCAAGCCGCUAUGGAAGGUCUAAUGAAAAUGAAAGGUGUUUACGAGAUAAACCCAACGCUAGGUGAUCCUAGGACUGUUGAAGGACAACUAAACGAGUGUUGCGACAAAUUGAAGAAAUUAAAAGAUCAGUUACGCAAAUACGAAGUGCUAUUGGAAGAGGCGAAUAACCAAGUCUGUGCUCCGACGCUGCAUCCUGUCGCAAGAACUAAUGGAGCCGCACCUAAUCAAGCUACAAGUAUCGGGUCAAACAGUGAAUCUCUAUCGCGGUCCGCGUCCGAGUCGUCCGUCAGUACAGGGGGCUGCGCGGGGGCAGGCAACGCGGGGGGAAGUAGGGCGGCAGGAGGAUCCCCUGAGUCCGGUCUUGGGGGGGAACUGGCGGCUGCACACGCGGAACACACGGAUAACCACGAACACGACGAAAACGACGAGCACUGUGAUCAUGAAUCAGACUUUGAUUAUUAUUAUGAGCCAGAUUUGCAGCCGCUGGGCUAUUGUAAGGCCUUGUAUGCGUUUGAAGCAAACGGGACAGGAUCAACAAUGCGAAUGGAGUGCGGAGAGCGACUAUUGGUUUUAGAGACGGACGCAGGCGACGGAUGGACGCGGGUGCGACGAUCACACACGCGUGAAGAGGGAUUCGUACCAACCACGUAUAUUUCUACUACCCUAUAUUCGGAUGCCCAUGGGCACUAGCUGGUGGUUUACCAUCGCGGCGAUCGCCAGCGAUGAGGUGUUGGAGCUGAAUCCUUAGCGCUUUGCGCGUUGUGGCCUAUACGUAUAUUUUUGCUAUAAUUUAUCCAUGGGCCAUGAAAAAUGCUCAUUAUGAAUAAUUAUAAGCUGCGACCUGCUAUCGCACUAUAUAGUUAUUGUGACGUCACUAUUUAGAAACAAAUACGACUGGGUCAAAAAUACUAGUAAAUGGACUGUUAAAUAGAUACCUUUUUCUUUUAUGAAAUAUCUUAUUUGAUAUUUAAAUACAGAUUUUAGGUAUAUGAUAUUUAAAUAAUGGAUUCAGUCACUACACUGAGAACGUAGUACAAUUGCUAUUUAGUUAGUUAAAAUUUUAAAUACUGAAACAAAACAAAGAGACUAUUUAAAUUUAUAUAAAUGUAUUUAAAUAUCAAAUAGCGGGUAUGGACUAAAUUUUUAUAAACAUGAAUUUGGGGUGCGCUUCAUAGUAAAUCGAUUAGUUAAGCAUAACAAGAAACUCAUUAGUUAAGAAACAUUUUAUUUCAGUUAGAAGUUUUUUUUUUAUCUGUUAUCCGAGAAGUCUGUUGUUUAUUUACUAUGAUUUAAGAAGUUUCAUUUUAAUUUAUUUAGUUUUUCUUAAAAACGGACCAGGCAAAGCAAGGUAAUUUUAAUUUAUAAUAUGCGUGUAAGGAAACCGUUAUAACCAAUUGGAUUGUUUUCAAUUCAAUUCGACUAAGUCUAAAACAUGUUGAAGCGCCAACCGAAGCACAUUUUUCUUAGGCCCAUGGUUUAGCGUUAUUCACGCCCUUCAUAAUAACAUUCCAUGAUCUUAUUUAUUGUGUAUAUUAUUUGUGGCGUACAUAUUUGUAUGUCCGUAAUUAGGGUUUAAAUAUAUUUUUGUACGCAUCUUCGUUGUGCCAGCUGUUUGUUAAGGUUUUUUGUACUUAUGAAUUAGAUUAUUUGCUUGUGAUUACGCCAUUAUCGAAAUUAUAGCAAAAAUAAGUUGAUGUAUUAUAUUUAAACUUAAAUCUUUAUGGUACUCAUUCACCUAUGGAUUUAUGGUAACGUAACGCUAUUUGGGCCUUGAGUAGGAAGUCUUUGAAAAAAAAUUCUAUCAUAAUUAUUUUAUGUAAGAAACUCCUUUUUCAUAUCUGUUAAGAUCAUAUGGAAUUCAAUGACAUUUGCAGCGGGAAAAUGUAUUGAAAUGUCAAAAAUGGAUUUGAUGUUUACAGCGCCUGUCAGAAAAAGGAAACUAAUUCGAAUUCAAAUUUAAAAAUGGAAUGUUUUUUCGUUAGUUUUCGUGCUCUGUGUCCAGAUAUGUAUGAUAUCGCGCUAAUGUUAAAUGAAUCUUAUUUAGGGUAAUGCUAGCUAAAAUACAAUUAGCCAAUGCUAUUUUCUGAAUUUUUGCUGUAUGCAAGAAAUAUCAAUGUAUUUAUAUAUAAAGAGAUGAUGGAUGAAUGUUUGCAUUUGAUUUUUAUAUAAAAUAAAAGUAUAUGAUGACAGAUUAAA
Messenger RNA from Pieris napi, 3558 nucleotides. It is a transcript of the gene Cip4, whose product is annotated as formin-binding protein 1-like. Lineage: Eukaryota; Metazoa; Arthropoda; Insecta; Lepidoptera; Pieridae. The transcript has 16 exons. The coding region runs from base 223 to 2052 and encodes 609 amino acids. Gene Ontology annotation, molecular function: protein binding. Gene Ontology annotation, biological process: signal transduction. The record is from RefSeq and is a predicted model, not a curated record.